AUGGUUUUCACCGUCAACUUGGUGGACCAGUACGGUCGCAGAAAGUCAAUGUUGUGGGGGAGUGGUGGUUUGACAGUCUGCUACGUUAUUCUAGCUUUGAUCGCAAUGAACUUCUUCCCCACCGGCGGCGCGUUUAAAUCCGUCGUGGGCACUGUAACACUCGUGGGUUCGACGUCCAUAUUCGGAGUUUUCUGGCUGACGACCGUCUGGCUGAUUCCUACUGAGCUACAUCCGGACAAGGCGUGGACCUACUGGUUGUUCGCGGUAUUUGUGUUUGCCUUGUACCAACCUUUUCGCGGAUUUGCUGAUUUGGCUCUUCUUACCCGAGACUGGUUACCACGGUAA
Daldinia caldariorum is the source of this 345-nucleotide messenger RNA. RefSeq lists its product as uncharacterized. The record is from RefSeq and is a predicted model, not a curated record. Gene Ontology annotation, biological process: transmembrane transport. The coding region runs from base 1 to 345 and encodes 114 amino acids. Gene Ontology annotation, cellular component: membrane. The transcript has 2 exons. Gene Ontology annotation, molecular function: transmembrane transporter activity. NCBI's taxonomy places the organism in Eukaryota, Fungi, Ascomycota, Sordariomycetes, Xylariales, Hypoxylaceae.